ACUUACUUCCCUUUGGAGAAUCGAAAUCUCGACCUCAUGUAGGUGGUCUCCUGGCGUAAAAAGGCUUUCCGUUCGUCCGUUGUAACUUUGCACUCUGCGAUUGUACACCACGAUCGAUGCUUCGUUUCCAACCAACUUCCCCCGUUGGUUUACUCACGCCGGGCUAUGCCACCCUUGCGGCGGUAUUGUCACAGGCAGGCCGUGCGCCCAAAGCUUCCCAAGAUGAAUCAGGGGAAUGCUCUAAAGCGGCGGAGGACUCUAAGCACGGCUCCGUCUCGGGGCGCAUGUCACACCUGUCGCGCGAGACGUGUGAAAUGCGAUGAAACUCGGCCACAUUGUCUGAAAUGCGCGCUCGCAGGUCGGCAGUGCCUGGGCUAUCGCGAAAUAGAACUGGCUGUUCGCGCCGAGCCAGGAGGACAGCUCGCACCCUGUGGCGCCACAUUCGAUCGAAAUGUUGCGUUGAGCGACCAAAAGGAGGUACUUCAACUGAGCAUUGCGGAUGCGUCAGCGAUGCUGGCCCGCACUCGUGCUCGUGCAAGCGCAUGGGAUGGUAUCACACUCAGCGCAGCUAAUGCAAUUAACUCGAGAUCGCUUGAGCAGCUUCAGAUGUUAUCCAACGUUCUCGAACACCACUUCCCAUCCCGACUGGGUGAGGCCAGCAGCGCUAAGCUGGGAUCAUUCCUUGGCCGCGUGCCAGCUCUGGAUCUCUCUUCCCCCCUCGUCAGCCAUGCCGUCGACUCACUUUGCUUUGCCCAUUUCGGCGCACAUAAUGGAGACAAAAGCCUACUGAGAGUGUCCCAAGUUGCAUAUGGGCACGCAAUCAACGCCUUAAGGCGCGAGGUCACUAGACUUGACCAUCCAACAUCCAACCACCGAAAGCUCCUGUACGCCAUCAUGGUCAUAGGGCUCUAUGACGAUGCAAUGCCAUUAGAACAUCGCCGCCAAAACAGUUGGGAAGUGCAUUAUUGGGGCGUGCACGAAUAUCUCCAGCGAAAUCUUCGCCUUCCUCUUCUAUGGCUUGCAAUGCUUCGUCGUAGACCGCUAGUCUUCGCCCGAUCGGAUUGGGUCCAGGCCACCACGUUUCCGGAGCAUUUCUAUAUCAAUAAGUCGAAUCAAAAGGACUGGUACAUGAUCGCGUCACGGCUGCUGGGCGCUCUUGGGCGAGCGGAACAGCUUAUGUCAGAGAACGGACGCACAACGGUUUCGCAACUAUUGGACGGUUUCCAUAGCAUUGAUCGCAUCUGUCAAGAACUGAACGCAUGGUUGCUUGGCGAGCGCGAACAUCGCCACGCCAGACAAGUUGCUUUGAAAGACGAGGAUGCUUUCGACCCGACUAUCGAGGAGCACAUUUUCAUCCUUACGUCCCGAACAUUUGAUGAUUUCCUGGACUACAAAGGCGCCACAACGAUUACGCGAGUCUCUGUCGUAUGGUUCCUACUUCUCACAGCAGAGUGCAUGAAGUUACGCUUCUUUUACAUUGACGCGUUUGCAAGGACAAGACCGGCGCGCACGCGAGAAGGGUUGGAGGGUCUCGCUUGCCGCCAUGCGAAGGAGAUGUGCCGCAUGGUGUUCUCCUUCAGUCGGUUGACGGCCAUAGCCAACGCCCACUGGAUGUCUCUGAUGUUGAGGAUCGCACAUGGGUUUUUCGAGGACUUUGGCGCCACCCGCGAAGCAGAGUGGUGCCUGGGCUGUGGCAUUGCCACAAGGCUGAGGAUAAAACGAAUGGAGAAGACCGAGCCACCGACACUGUGUCGUAUGGCGAAUCUCGGCGCUACUGCGAAUGUGUUGGCGGGCUGUGCUCGGUAUAAGCCGCGGAGCCGCACACCCUCACCGCAUCUUGCAGACUGGUGUGUUGGACGCGGUGUUUGAGUCAUGCUUAGAAGGCGUUGCUUGAUCAGCAUGGGGCAGGGGACUCGUCAUGCUCCGACAUUGCGGAUUAACGUGGCGCACUGCAAG
Molecule: messenger RNA, 1956 nt
Organism: Neohortaea acidophila
Lineage: Eukaryota; Fungi; Ascomycota; Dothideomycetes; Mycosphaerellales; Teratosphaeriaceae
Exons: 4
Coding region: 166-1869 (567 amino acids)
Biological process (GO): regulation of DNA-templated transcription
Molecular function (GO): zinc ion binding; DNA-binding transcription factor activity, RNA polymerase II-specific
Source: RefSeq, a predicted model, not a curated record